AUGGCCGUGGAACACAUGCAGAGCUCAAUAUGGCACAUUGUACUCACUGCUGUCUCACUUGGCAUUGUUCAUGUGCUUUCGGGGCCGGACCAUCUUGGUGCUUUAGUAGCGCUCUCAAAUGGGAAAUCGUGGCGUCAGGCGUUUUUACUUGGUGCGCAAUGGGGAUGUGGUCAUUCAAUUGGGAUUGUGGCUGUUGUCAUCCUGUGUAUAUUCAUAACUGGUCAAAUUUGGGCACCGAAUAGAGCGUUCAGUACUCUGUUGAAAUACGUGACUGGUAUUUCUCUCGUACUCCUUGGAAUCUGGACAUUUUACCGUGCAACGAAAGAGUACAAGGAGACACCUGAAUCAAGAGAAAUGACACCUCUUCCAAAGUCACACUCGAAUCAAAUACCGUGUCAUGAUGCAUCGUAUAUUCUAUUGCAGUCAGUUGACGAUUCAAUGGGAAAAACACAAUUUACUGCAUCAGCUGCUAGCAUUGGAGCAGGUAUUGUCCAUGGUAUUGCAGGACCAGGCUCUCUAUUGGCAGUAAUCCCGACGCUUGCAAUGCAUCAAGAUACUUUUCGGGCUCUGUUGUAUCUUGUCUGCUUUUGUGCAAGUUCCAUUGUGGCUAUGGGAUCAUUUGCUGCACUAUAUGGAGAGUUAACUCAACGUGGCGGUAGAUCUCAAUCGCCAAGUGCUGCAUAUUAUAUUGGUGUCAUAUCAUCAGCAUUGUCGAUAUGUGUAGGAAUUGUAUGGAUCAUUUGGUAA
Plasmopara halstedii is the source of this 747-nucleotide messenger RNA. RefSeq lists its product as uncharacterized. Bases 1 to 747 code for a protein of 248 amino acids. NCBI's taxonomy places the organism in Eukaryota, Oomycota, Peronosporomycetes, Peronosporales, Peronosporaceae. The transcript has 2 exons. The record is from RefSeq and is a predicted model, not a curated record.